AUGGCUUCGCGACUUGUGUUGGUCCUAGGCGACCUCUUCAUACCAGAUAGAGCUCCAGAUAUACCUGCGAAGUUCAAGAAGCUCCUCGCUCCAGGGAAGAUAGGCCAAAUCCUCUGCCUCGGCAACAUCACCGACAAAGAAACCUACGAGUUCCUCCGCGGCAUCGCGCCCGACCUACAAAUCGUCAAAGGCGACUUCGACGUCGAAGCACCCAACCUCGCCCUCUCAAAAGUAGUCACACACGGCAGCCUACGCAUAGGUUUCACGCACGGGCACACAAUAGUGCCGCCUGGAGAUGGCGACAGUUUGCUCAUAGCAGCGCGGCAGAUGGACGUCGAUAUUCUGCUGUGGGGCGGCACGCAUAAGUUCGAGGCAUAUGAGAUGGAGGGCAAGUUCUUUGUGAACCCAGGGAGUGCGACGGGGGCUAUGACAACGGGGUGGUGGACAGAGGAGGAAGAGCCUGUGCCGAGCUUUGUGCUAAUGGAUGUGCAAGGGGACGUUCUCGUGCUGUACGUGUACCAGUUGCGUAAGGAUGGAAACGGCGUGGAGAACGUUGCUGUGGAAAAGGUCUCGUUCCGCAAGAAUGGCGGUGGGGCGUCAUGA
Molecule: messenger RNA, 603 nt
Organism: Didymosphaeria variabile
Lineage: Eukaryota; Fungi; Ascomycota; Dothideomycetes; Pleosporales; Didymosphaeriaceae
Gene: vps29
Product: Vacuolar protein sorting-associated protein 29
Exons: 4
Coding region: 1-603 (200 amino acids)
Biological process (GO): retrograde transport, endosome to Golgi; intracellular protein transport
Cellular component (GO): endosome; retromer complex
Source: RefSeq, a predicted model, not a curated record